UCAAGAAACGCAAGUCAUACGUGAGGCGCCCAAACAUUUCCACUUCCAUCUUCUGCCACACUUUCCGGCUGGAGAUUUCGCCGGUAAUCUGGACCUGGAACGACGAUGUUGAGGGAGGAAAUUGUCGGUUCGAGGAGCGCGAGGCAUAGAGCCACCGUGUCUGCGGCAUCGAAUAAAGUUCUGGUGGCCGUGAAGGCGGAGAGGGCGAUCUCCAAGACAGCAUUGACCUGGGCACUCACUCAUGUCGUUCGCUCCAGUGACUGCAUCACGCUGCUCCCUGUGUACUGUGGCGAGAAAUCUGGCAGAAGAUUCUGGCCCUUUUCGAGAUUGGCAGGAGAUUGCACGAAUGGACGCCGGGAAAAGUUGCCGGAUCGGAUUCAUGAAAUCUCUGAGUCUUGUGCGCAGAUGGUGCUUCAGUUGCACAAUCAGACUGAGGUGAGGGUGAAGGUCAAGGUGGUGGGGGGUACGCCUAGUGGUGCGGUGGCAACUGAAGCAAGAUGUAGCGGGUCUAAUUGGGUCAUACUGGACAAGAAGUUGAAACAAGAGGUGAAGCACUGCAUGGAUGAACUCCAAUGUAAUAUCGUGUUGAUGAGUGGUUCACAGCCAAAGGUUUUGAGGCUUAAUUUAGGGUCCUCUGAUGAAUUCCAAAGCCCCACCUUUUCUGCAGCCUCUUCCCCAGAAAGAGAUAUUGAAAGGUUACGACGUCACCGAUUGAAGCCCUCCACCCCCGUCAGUAGCCCUGAAGAAGUAGCUACUUCUGAUACAACAUCCACCUUAGCAAAUUCAGUGUCAUCUUCUGACAAACUGACUUCUUUUUUCCUGAUAUAUGAACAAAAUCCUCUGUUCGAGGGUCAGGGUCCACAGAGAAAGAAACAGAUACCAAUCAGUGAACCAAAAAAUUUCGACGACCAGGCACCAUUAGCCUUUGAAUCGGACAGGGAAAGGACUCUCCCUUUGACCAAAUCCGCGGUAUCAUCUGUGGCUAGUGAUGAGAAACGUGUGGUUUGGAGUCCUCAAAAUCACCUUGCCGAUAAGAAGCUUCAAAUAACAGAAAGCACUAGAAUUAGUCUAAGAUCUAAAUCUAGUGCUUCUAAAACUUUACUUGAAAGAUUUGUACAUUGUGAUCAGGAGAUCUGGAGUGAUGAAGUAGGACAUAAACAAGCUCAAAGUGAAAAUUAUAUCGCCAAAUCUGGCAUCAAGGAUAACAUUCCUGCUGUUAGAACUUCCUCAGUACCUCCUCCCCUAUGCUCACACUGUCAAAACAAAGCACCAGUUUUUGGAAAACCUCCUAGACGCUUUCAUUACAGAGAAAUAGAGGAAGCCACUGGUAUGUUUUCAGAUAUCAAUUUUUUGGCCGAAGGUGGAUUUGGGAUAGUUCACAAGGGAGUGCUACGAGAUGGCCAGGCCGUUGCGGUGAAACAGUUAAAGUUUAGUGGCUCUCAAGCAGAUCUUGAUUUCUGUAGGGAGGUCAGAGUAUUGAGCUGCGCACAACACAGAAAUGUUGUGCUGUUGAUAGGAUUCUGCGUAGAAGGCGAUUUGAGGAUACUAGUCUAUGAGUACAUAUGCAAUGGAUCCUUAGAACUCUAUCUGCAUGGAAAGAACAGAGGAGCUCUAGACUGGAGCUCGCGCCUAAAGAUAGCAAUAGGAGCUGCCCGAGGCCUACGCUAUCUUCAUGAGGAUUGUAGAGUGGGCUGUAUUGUGCACAGAGACUUUCGACCGAGGAAUAUCCUCUUAACCCAUGAUUUUGAGCCUGUGGUGGCGGAUUUUGGCCUUGCAAGAUGGCAGUCGGAAUGGAAUAUGAAUGCUGGUGAUCGAGGGAUUGGAACUUCAGGGUAUCUUGCGCCGGAGUAUCUUGACGCUGGAAAUCUUACAUAUAAAGUAGAUGUGUAUGCAUUUGGAACUGUCCUGUUAGAGUUGAUAACAGGUCGAAGAAUUAGUGAGAUGGCACAUAAUAACGGACCCUCGUUUCUUUCCGAAUUCUUUCACUCCUUGCUCAUGUUAGAACCCAAUCAUAUUUUAGAAAACCUCCAAGUUCUGAAUCCAUGCUUGGAGUUUGAGGGGUCACAGGAAUUUAAUCUUCAGUUACAAGCAAUGGCCCGAGCUGCUUCCUUGUGUCUACGUUUAGAUCCUGAUGCCAGACCCCCAAUGUCGAAGAUCCUCAGAAUGCUGGAAGGGGGCGAUCCAGUUCGUCCUAUUGGUUUAGACCUGAACUCAGUUGGUAACAGAAGUGGCCAUUUAAGUGGACUGACGUCCCACAAUCAACAUAGAGGUACAAGAAGCCACUCUCGUAGGCUCUCACAUUGAUCAAGACCCAGAAGCACGCACAUUAAUUUAAUGGUAGAAAAAGGGAAUUUUACUCAUUUAUUUUAUUACCUCUGCGGAGGCGAUUUGGGCUCUAGAAAACACUGUUUGUAUGGGUCCGCACAUCCCUGUAGGUCCAAGCUCAUCACAAGUUGCAACACAAUACCAAAUCCUUGUCACAUUGUAUAAACCACUAUAUUUUCCUAUACGCGCUAAGUGUGUGUUUGGGCCAAAAAGAAAAGAAGAACACACGCACACACCCUAAAUCUGGCUGCUGUUUGCACAGUGUAGUGUGAAAAUUGUUAUACAAUACAACAAGGCGCAUUUCGCAUGUGCAUUUGUAGGGGAAAAGAAAGAAAUAAGUUAAGUCUUCUUGGACGUGAUAUUUGAUCUUCUUUUCCCGGAUAUAUAUAGUUCCAUAUAAAUGUAUCAAUGGCUGUGAACGAUGCACUCGUAUGUUACUACA
Molecule: messenger RNA, 2767 nt
Organism: Neltuma alba
Lineage: Eukaryota; Viridiplantae; Streptophyta; Magnoliopsida; Fabales; Fabaceae
Product: inactive protein kinase SELMODRAFT_444075-like
Exons: 8
Coding region: 106-2304 (732 amino acids)
Biological process (GO): protein phosphorylation
Molecular function (GO): ATP binding; protein kinase activity
Source: RefSeq, a predicted model, not a curated record